GUGUCCGUAGCGAACGUACGGAGCGCUCACAGUGAACUGAACAUUGGUGGACGUAUUUACUGGUUGUGAUUAAAUAUAUCGAGCUAUUCAAUUUGUGGAGAUAACCGACACAAAUCAAAAUGAUGGCUACAGGCCGAACGAUACUCGUGAUGACGUCACUAGCAAGCCUUGUCGUCUGCUCACCUCUUCACAAAGAACCUGUGAAACGGGAAACAGCGAGAUCGCACGUAGUAGAAGCACCAUCACAAUUAGAUGCUUCAAAUCAUCAAGGUCAAUCGAAGCAUCAUUCGGUCCAACCAAAUCUUCACAAGGAUCAACAUUCUCAAAGUUUGGAUCAACCUCAGGUUCACCAUUUGGUUCAACAUUCUCAGAAGCAUCAAUUUUCUUAUUUGGACCGUCCUUCUCAAGAAGACCCAACCCUGAAUGACAAAAACGGCAAUGAAGUACACCCGGAAAAGAAAGGCAGAAAGGUCUCGAAGAAAGGGAGAAAAUCCAAUGAAGAUCUUCUACACCACGUGGGCAUGACGAAACUUCGCUCCCCAUCUGUCAAUCAUCACCGGAAGAGGUUGGCGAGUCAGUCCAGAAAGACACACAGCCAGAAGAGUUCAAGUGAUUCCAAAAUGUUCGUCAUCAAGCUGCCCCCCAACCCUUACUACUACGCGCAUCACAACCUCAAGGGCUACGACGUUGUGGAGCCUCAGCACAAUUCUGUAAACAAGGUUCCUGUCAACUUCAACACGAACGGCAAGCCCUCCCGGGUCUAUCACUGGAACAUCCCGGUGUUGAAGAAGAUGGUCGCGCGGAAAGCCGGGAGUGCGGGAAAGUCCGCCAUUUUGGCUGACAGCGACAUCUUCAACAUCGACAAACAAGCUACAUGGAACGAGACGGACGAUGAGAAAACGCUUUACAGAAAAGCAGUAUUUUACGGGCCUAAGAAGCAAUCCAAGCACACUUUCAGGAAGUACUACGCCGGAAAUGGAAAACCCCAUUCGUUCUAUGUAAUGGAGAAGAAUAAGUCACCCUCUUCCAUCUACAGGCUACUGCCCUAACUGUCUUAAAAAGAUUUGUACAUAGUUGUUUUAUUGGAAAGCUUUUGCGGUUUUGAUUGCUUUCAAUCGAAAUUGUCGAAGUUAGGAGAUGUUUCUCUAGUGACUUUCAUGGUAGAUAUUUAUAAAUCAAUGACUAAUUUAUCUGCUCUGAGGCUUAAGACCAUUCUUAAGCUAUGCUGCAGCAGGGAGUGUUUUUAGUCCAAGUUUGUAACUAAAAUUACACCUAAAACUGAAUACGUUCGGUGAUAAUUUUAUAGAAGUACUCCUUUUAGACACUAAAUCAAAACGCCCAACCACCAACAAACCUUAAAAAAUACAAAAUACCUCAAAUGUGAUAUACAUUUUUGCGAUUUUUUCCUUGUAGAUUCUUAGUGGAACAACCACUUUACCAGCAGAGUUUCAUUUAUUAUUUAGCGCCCUAUUCAUUUUGUAGCCAUCCUGCAGUCCCGAGGUAACUGUGUGAAGAUGUAAUUAACGUAAAUCAUUUGGUCAGCAGGGAGCAAGACCCAAACCCCAAGCCCACCAUUUUGACUCGCGCCUAAAAUUAAUUUGACUUUUUGCUAGGGUUAUAAUUGAUCGUCGCUCCCCUUUAAAAGUUGUUUAUCUUAUACAUAUUUUUAAAUAACAUUUCAACUCUUCUUUGGUACAUUAAUAUUUCAAAAAUUGCACAUUCAAGUCAUAACAUCUCAAAAAUACAUUUCGUUGUUCUAGGAAGUGUUAGUGUUCAACAAUGUGUGGUCUAAGACAUAAAAUAUAGGAGGGGGAGCGUUUAGAAAAACCACAAACCGCUUUUGCAAGAUAGGCGAGAUUUGUGGUGAGUCGGAAAUUAAAUUCACACGAGUAUUGGAGUUGCUCAUUCGAAAAAAACGAGUUGUACGAAGCUACUGGAACCAACCAGAAUACUUCGAACAUUAAUACUCGUAAAAUUAGUUCCAUUCCAACUACGUUUAGUAUUUUCAAUUUAUUUAUUGAAGCUUUGUGCGUUACAAUCUGUUUAGUCAGGGUUGAUUUUUGUGAAGUUAAAUCACCUGUAACCUUUUAAUUUUAUAAGAUUCAAUACCAAUGUUAUUUAGUACCUUUCAGUUUCUUUAACACUUUGUAAGUCCCACACCGCUUUAGGGAUUAAAAUAAGUUCAUAAUAAAUAUACAUCAAAAUUAUUGAGCGAAAAAUAAUAAUUUUAAAAAGUGAUUAAUAAAUUUAAAGUCACAGUUAUUUUUAGUUGAGGUUUA
Messenger RNA from Macrosteles quadrilineatus (aster leafhopper), 2279 nucleotides. RefSeq lists its product as uncharacterized. NCBI's taxonomy places the organism in Eukaryota, Metazoa, Arthropoda, Insecta, Hemiptera, Cicadellidae. The transcript is spliced from 4 exons. Bases 120 to 1049 code for a protein of 309 amino acids. The record is from RefSeq and is a predicted model, not a curated record.